Hibiscus syriacus is the source of this 1679-nucleotide messenger RNA. RefSeq lists its product as uncharacterized. The record is from RefSeq and is a predicted model, not a curated record. The transcript has 2 exons. NCBI's taxonomy places the organism in Eukaryota, Viridiplantae, Streptophyta, Magnoliopsida, Malvales, Malvaceae. The coding region runs from base 191 to 1369 and encodes 392 amino acids.
UUAUGCAACCGCCGACGCAUCCGCCUCCGAAAGAAACGCAACCUCUGUUACGCAACCGCUAUUUGCGAUAAGUAGCCCUACGAAUAGUAGUAAAGAUGGGAAUGCUGCAUUUGAAGGGGGAGGGCAGUUGGGUUUAAAUAACAAUCCGCCGGAGCCAACUCCCCCGGCUGAGUCAACUUGGUCGGUGCAGAUGAAUCAGAUAGGUUUAGUUGGGCCGAGUCAGAUUAAUCAAUCAGGACUAGUUGGUUCGAGCCACAUUAGUCAGCCAGAGCCUACAUGGACAAGCCACGUUAAUCGGCCGGACCCUACCCAGGCGAGCCAGGUUAAUCUGCCUGAGCCUAUGCCAACUAGCCAGGUUAAUCAGGUAGGAAUUGCUAGCUCGAGUGAAUUUAAUCGGACCGAGCCGAUUCAGAGAGUUGAAAUUAAGCAGAAACCACGUCCUUCUCCUCCUCCUCCAGCAGCAGAGCAUACUCGAACAGAGUCCAAUGGUUUGACUGGGAGGACUGAUUCGACUCGGCCUAGUCAAGCCACUGAGUCACAGGGACCGACUUUCUGGACAGCUUGUCCGUACUGUUACAUUCUCUAUGAGUAUCCUAAAAUGUACGAGGAUUGUACACUAAGGUGUCAAGCUAAGAAUUGCCGGCGAGCUUUCCAUGCAGUUGUGAUACAGCCGCCGCCAGUGAACGGAAAUGUUACCCAUUUCUGCUGUAUGGGGUUUUUUCCAUUAGGGUUUUCGGGAAAAGAUAAGAAUAAGGGCAGCAAGUUUCCCAGUUGGUCCCCUAUUUCCAACAUGUUUGCUUGUCCCAUGGACGAUGUCACUGGAAAACAAAAGUCUGCUCCAAGAGUGUAUUACGAAGAUUAUGAUUCAUAUGUAGAGAUUUUUGAUUCGAGUGGACCUUCGGAGGAUGACUACGAUGACGAUGAAUGGCAGAAAUAUGAGAGGAAGAAGAAGAAGGCAAAUAAUGCCAAAGGGAAAGGAUCUGCUGGGAGAAAACCUAAGAAAGCACCGAGUGCGACAGUGGAUAAGGGGAGCAAUCAGCAAGUUAGUGCGACUCACAGUGCAAAGUUGAAUGGUGUUCCGAUGGCAAUUGCGGGUCGGCUAACUGCUGAAUCGAGCAGCCAGAGUGUAACGAAUAGUGGGAGGAAGCAGAUGGUGAAAGGAGCAAAGAGUCUGGGGAAGUUGGAUUUGAAUGUGGAGUUUAGCAAUGAAGGAGAAGAGCCGGUGGCGAGGAGGAGCGAGGGGAACCGUGCUAGAACCGGGGAAGAGGAUAACAUUGAAGGGAAUGGGUUUUUUGAGGGUCUUGAUGAGUUCUUAAGUAGCUUGCCUAUACUCUCCAAUGUUGGGGACGAAAAAGUUAAGGCUACUUAGUGAAGUAAGAUCCUUGUUUCCUUUUUGUAGCAGCUGUAGUUGUUCUAAAUCUAGUUGUAUGCUUGUAGUAUCUAAUCAUGUUGGAGGAACUCAGGAUCUCCUUUCAUAGCCUUUUCAGGGAUGCAGUUAACUGUAUAUUUGGUAUCAUCGUAUGUUGUCGUCAUUUUUAUUGUUCCGAGCUGCCUGUUUAUUCCUAGUGAAUUUUCCUGUUUGGGAGGACAGGUUAGGAAGUUCGGUACAUAACCAUGAGACAUUUCGGGUUGAGGAUCGAAUAUCUGCCAAUCAUAAUUCUUGCAAGUUUCCCUCUUUU